This is a messenger RNA of Penicillium maclennaniae, 621 nucleotides long. Its product is annotated as mitochondrial 54S ribosomal protein mL61. NCBI's taxonomy places the organism in Eukaryota, Fungi, Ascomycota, Eurotiomycetes, Eurotiales, Aspergillaceae. Bases 1 to 621 code for a protein of 206 amino acids. The transcript has 2 exons. Gene Ontology annotation, cellular component: mitochondrion. The record is from RefSeq and is a predicted model, not a curated record. Gene Ontology annotation, molecular function: structural constituent of ribosome.
AUGGUGAACCUUUUUAAGCGGAUGCGGAAGUUGAAGACCAUGCUCGAAGUCCGGGUCGGCACCGGCGCCGCCAUCUUCCCAACCUUGGCCACCGCCAGCAAAGAAUUCCCAGCCGUCACCCGCCUACACCUCACAUACGCGCAAAAGAUCUAUGGCGGCCACCAAGGCGCUCGUCACUUCUGGCGCAAAUGCCUCCCCCGCUUGAAGUACCACAACCCGGGUGUCCGAAUGACAGUACAACAAACAGAAGACCAAGCCGGACCGGCCGCAUUGACAAUUUACUUCGCCGAGCGGUUGAGCAGCACAGCGAGCGCCGUCGCAGGCAAGAACCAAGUCACCGAUAAGCACGCGCCAGCCCCGGAGGCCAAUGAGAAGACUGCCGUGGUGGACUUGAAGAAUUUGACAUGGGAGGAGAUCUGGAGUCGCGUGCAGGCGUCUACUGGUGCUGAGGAUGUUCCUGCUUCUGAGGCUGAUCAGGAGGAGGCGAAGAAAUUGAAGGCUAUUGCAGAGAAGGCGGUUGGAGACCGUGAGCGUAUACAGGCCAUGCGGCAGGCGAAGAAGGAUCAGGAGCGGAUGCUUGCUGAGGCGCGUGGUGAGGUUGAGAAGCUUAAGACGGUUUAA